Messenger RNA from Camellia sinensis, 435 nucleotides. The record is from RefSeq and is a predicted model, not a curated record. Lineage: Eukaryota; Viridiplantae; Streptophyta; Magnoliopsida; Ericales; Theaceae.
AUGCCAGUCGUGAGGGCUAGGGGAAGACCAGGACCAUGGAGGACGGAAGGGAGUGUAGGUGUGUUCACUGUGUCUGUGGACAACCUACCAGCAUCAUUGAAUCCAAAAGGUCUGUUCAAUCUUUUUACAAAGUUUGAAGUGGUGAAGGAUGUUUUUAUACCGCAAAAGAGACGAAGGGUUACCAACAUAAUGUUUGGUUUUGUGAGGUUUUAUUGCUUUAUGGCAGCCAAAAUAGUUGUCCAGAAAGCCAAUGGUCUAUGGGUGGAUGAUGGACCAUUACAGGUAAAAUCUGCAGAGUUUGGGAAGGACAAGGUAGGUGGUGAAGCUACAAGAAUACCAUUAAGUACUCAAGUACGGAGACUAGUAGUUCAUGUCACUCAAGGUAGAGAUGGUAGAACUGGGCAAAUGGCCUUAGAGAUAAGAGAUCUUAUGUAG